GGUAUUCCUGGUCCAAAACAGUCUCUAUUUGGGAGAAUAAUUAAAUUUUUUACAAUGAGUAUACAGGAAACGGUUUUUGAUAAUUAUAAAAAAUAUGGCAAAGUUUAUGGUGUAAAUUUAGGUAAUCGACCAGUUCUUGGUAUAUCAGAUCCACAAUUAGUUAAAGAGAUGAAUAUUAAAGACUUUCAUGUGUUUACCGAUCGAAACGACUUUUCAUUUAACGAUGAAUUACAGGACAGGUCUUUGUCUAAUCUAAGGGGAAAUGAAUGGAAAAAUAUGCGAUCAAUUAUAUCGCCAACCUUUUCGUCGGGCAAAAUGCGUGCAAUGCAUCCGAUUAUCAUUGAUUGUGUUCAUCGUUUGGAUCAAUAUCUGGAACCAAAAGCCGUCAACAAAGAGACAAUUGAAAUGAAGAAAACAAUGGGUUCGCUGACAAUGGAUGUGAUAGCUGCCUGUGCUUUCGGUACCCAAAUAGACACAUAUAAUGACCGUAAGCCCAGUGAGUUUGUUAGGUAUGGCCAGAAAACGUUUACUGUCGGCUGGAGAUUAUUAGUAUUCAUACUAUUGAUGUCUUUUGGCAAAAAAGUUAUGAAAGCCGUAGGAUUUAAAUUGACACCGCCGUCGGUCACAAAUUUUUUCAGUCAAGCGAUUCAAUCAAUUAUAGUUCAACGAAAAUCUGAGACAAAUCUGAAACAUAAAGAUUAUUUGCAAUUGAUUUUAGACGCAAAAAAUAAAACACUUGACACAAGCGAUGAUAAAGAUAUCAUCGGCAGUGAAAAUAGUGAACAAAUUUACGGACAAUCAGAUGAUAAGACAGAUAAUAAAACAAUUAACAAAAUAGAUAUCACAGACACCGAUGUCUUGGCCUCGUCUUUCAUAUUUUUUGUGGCCGGCUAUGAAACUACUGGUUCUCUGUUGUCAUUACUUUUCUAUAGACUGGCAUUGGAUGAGAAAUGUCAGCAAAAAUUAUAUGAAGAAAUACAACGAUUUGAUGGUCAAUACGAUGAUUACGAGACAAUCGCUAAAAUGCAUUAUUUGGAGGCAUGUAUUGCGGAAACACUUAGACUUUACAAUCCGGUUGCGUCUCUACAGAGAAUUGCAUCACAAGAUUAUACAAUUGAAAGUAUUGGCUUAGAAAUACCGAAAGGAAUGAUUGUCAACUUUGAUGUCGAAACUUUGCAUCACAAUCCCGACUACUAUCCCGAACCCGAUCGUUGGGAUCCCGAACGGUUUAUGCCCUACAAUCGGGAUAAGUUAGUUCCCUAUACUUAUAUGCCGUUUGGUUUGGGUCCCAGAAAUUGUGUGGGAAUGAGGUUUGCAUUGAUGGARGCAAAGACAGCCACAGCUUAUUUGGUCAAUAAAUAUCACUUUUUUCGGACACCGAAAACCCAAAUACCAUUGAUUGAAAUGAAAAUGCAAUUUUUGCGUAAUUUUAAGUCUAUUGAUAUCGUUCUUGGUAUAUCUGAUCCACAAUUAGUUAAAGAGAUAAUGAUUAAAGACUUUCAUGUGUUUACCGAUCGAAACUACUUUUCAUUUAACGAUGAAUUACAGGACAGGAUAUCACCGACCUUUUCGUCGGGCAAAAUGCGUGCAAUGCAUCCGAUUAUCAUUGAUUGUGUUCAUCGUUUGGAUCAAUAUCUUGAGCCAAAAGCCGUCAACAAAGAGACAAUUGAAAUGAAGAAAACAAUGGGUUCGCUAACAAUGGAUGUUAUAGCUGCCUGUGCUUUCGGUACCCAAAUAGACACAUAUAAUGACCGUAAGCCCAGUGAGUUUGUCAGGUAUGGCCAGAAAACGUUUACUGUCGGCUGGAGAUUAUUAGUAUUCAUGUUAGUGAUGUCUUUGGGUGAAACUGUCAAAAAAUUGGUUAAAUUUAAAUUGACACCGCCGUCGGUCACAAAUUUUUUCAGUCAAGCGACGCAAGGAAUGUACGUAAACUUUGAUAUCGAAACUUUACACCGCAAUCCCGAAUACUAUCCCGAACCCGAUCGUUGGGAUCCCGAAAGGUUUAUGCCCUACAAUCGGGAUAAGUUAGUUCCCUAUACUUAUAUGCCGUUUGGUUUGGGUCCCAGAAAUUGUGUGGGAAUGAGGUUUGCAUUGAUGGAAGCAAAGACAGCCACAGCCUAUUUGGUCAAUAAAUAUCACUUUUUUCGGACAUCAAAAACCCAAAUACCAUUGAUUGAAAUGAAAAUGCAAUUAUUACGUAACUAUAAGUCUAUCGACAUCGGUAUUGAGUUGAGAUAA
Molecule: messenger RNA, 2238 nt
Organism: Oppia nitens
Lineage: Eukaryota; Metazoa; Arthropoda; Arachnida; Sarcoptiformes; Oppiidae
Product: cytochrome P450 3A21-like
Exons: 8
Coding region: 55-2238 (727 amino acids)
Molecular function (GO): monooxygenase activity; heme binding; iron ion binding
Source: RefSeq, a predicted model, not a curated record